This is a messenger RNA of Cutaneotrichosporon oleaginosum, 1096 nucleotides long. RefSeq lists its product as uncharacterized. The record is from RefSeq and is a predicted model, not a curated record. Lineage: Eukaryota; Fungi; Basidiomycota; Tremellomycetes; Trichosporonales; Trichosporonaceae.
GGAGGCGGGAGAUGAAAUUGAGUUUCGGUGCCAAGAAGCCGGGGUACCGGCCGAUCGGGAGCGAGACGGAUGUGGUCCUGAACUGAUAAGCGCCGCCGGCGCUUGUGGGACUUUUGCUCGCUCGUUCAUUCUUCACGCCCACUGCGCACAACUUCGUUGUAAGAUUCCCUCAGCGUGGUCUGCAGCUGCAGUUGCUCAUGUCCCUCACUUGAGCUCCGCACGGAUAUGACUCCGGUUCCGCGUCAACAUUCGACCGUCGCGUGCCAGCCGUUCAGCCACGUACAUAUGGCCACAGGCGUACAUGUCGCGAUCCGGACGCAGCGUAUCGCAAGCAGACGCUGCCGAAACCAAGCGUAUCUCACAGUCAGAUAGCCGACUGGGGUGCGGCGAUCGCCACGAAAAAAUCCUUGCCAAACUCGUUGCGAACAGUAAGUGGCCACCGACCAGACGCCCAGACUUCCCCAUUCUAAGCGCCUUUAGCCGACCGUUCUUCCAGCGAGGCAGCAGUACCACGAUAACAAGCUGUACUCCACUACAAGCUGUUCAUGUGAAGGUGGCACAUACGGUGCCGCUGUCGGGAGAUCUCGCUCGGUCAUUGAAUUGUCCAUGGAGUUAUCGGCCUGCAACCCGCAUCUGCGGACGAUCACGGACCCGUAUCUUUCCAAGCGAUGUUGCCAGUCGCAGUUACUGGAAUGCGGCCAGGGAAGCCAACAUACGCCGCGUGCGAUGCUUGAUCAUGCACAGCGAAGUCAUCCCGCACUCGACCAAAGAUAGCUUCCAUGGAGCUCGAGGUACUGUGCCGCUUCGGCAUGCAAGACAGUUGUGCUAUUUAUCGCACCACCGUGCCUGAACUUCGCACUAUUUUUCCAACUGAAUAUCAUUCUGCUGCCUGGUAACCCGACCUUGGUCAGCUUGCCUCGGUAUCCGGCGGCAAACGUCAAGCGAACCCUUGCGCACACAGCUAACAAUAGCGCUGAUAACUCCGGGGCAAGACAUCAUGAGCCUCUCGACGACGCAGCACCCUCUACAUCCCGUUACUCAUAUCUCGGUCUGAGGAACUACUGUAGGAUGGGGCACGGCAGUCACGGUAAUAGGC